This is a messenger RNA of Pipistrellus kuhlii (Kuhl's pipistrelle), 2673 nucleotides long. RefSeq names its product solute carrier family 25 member 34 (gene SLC25A34). Lineage: Eukaryota; Metazoa; Chordata; Mammalia; Chiroptera; Vespertilionidae. The record is from RefSeq and is a predicted model, not a curated record.
CCCCGGGCAGUUCCCAUGCCCAGGGCUCUGCUGCGGCAGGACUGGCUGAGCCAAAGGUGCGGCAGCACCAGCCCUUUGCCCCGGGGACCACAGGGAGGUGGAGGACAAGGGGCAGGGGAAGGAGUUUCCGCUGAUUGGCACCUUCUCCCCGCCCCCUCUCUUUCUGAUCCAGCUGACCUUCGCCCCAGAUCCCAGAGUCUAGGGCCGCCCCAGCGGAGGUGUGGAGAACAGAGGCCGCUGGGAUUGGUCAGAGCCCAGCAGGGGUGUGUCCUAGGCGCCCACAGCCCGGGCGCUGAGCGGAGCAGGUGGACUCCCCGGAUAGAUCAGCAACAGCCUGGCAGCUGCAGGCCUGUCCCUGCCCUCCAGACAUGGCCCCAGGGCCCCUCGAUCCCUAGCCCUGUGACCCUCCAGGGGUACAGGCAGCCUGAGCGCCACCACCCCAGGGUCUGUGCCAUGCCCCUGACCCGGGCAGAGCCGGCUGCUGGCACAGAGGACACGAGAGCGGUGUCCCCGGCUGUGGACCUGGUGCUGGGCGCCUCGGCCUGUUGCCUGGCCUGCGUCUUCACCAAUCCCCUGGAGGUGGUGAAGACUCGGCUGCAGCUGCAGGGGGAGCUGCAGGCCCCGGGCACCUACCCUCAGCCCUACCGGGGCUUUGUGGCCUCCAUAGCCGCCGUGGCCCGAGCAGAUGGGCUGAGUGGCCUGCAGAAGGGGCUGGCCGCCAGCCUGCUCUACCAGGGCCUCAUGAACAGCGUCCGCUUCUAUUGCUACAGCCUGGCCUGCCAGGCCGGCCUCACGCAGCAGCCAGGGGGCACCGUGAUCGCAGGUGCGGUGGCUGGGGCCCUGGGAGCCUUCGUGGGGAGCCCUGCUUACCUGGUCAAAACGCAGCUGCAGGCCCAGACGGUGGCCGAGAUGGCCGUGGGGCACCAGCACCACCACCAGAGCCUCCUGGGCGCCAUGGAGACCAUCUGGCGGCAGCAGGGCCUGGCAGGCCUGUGGCGGGGUGUGGGCGGGGCUGUGCCCCGAGUCAUGGUUGGCUCUGCUGCCCAGCUGGCCACCUUCGCCUCGGCCAAGGCCUGGGUGCAGGAGCGACAGUGGCUCCCGGAGGACAGCUGGCUGGUGGCGCUGGCCGGAGGCAUGAUCAGCAGUGUGGCGGUGGUGGCCGUCAUGACCCCCUUCGAUGUGGUCAGCACUCGGCUGUACAAUCAGCCCGUGGAUGGAGCUGGCAGGGGCCUGCUGUACCGGGGCCUGGCGGACUGCCUGGUGAAGAUCUGGCGGCAGGAGGGACCCCCUGCUCUCUACAAGGGCCUGGGCCCUGCCUACCUGCGCCUGGGCCCGCACACCAUCCUCAGCAUGCUCUUCUGGGACGAGCUGCGGAAGCUGGCCCGAUAGGGGGGUCCCGGGCACCCCGGCGUCCCUCACUCCACAUCCUGACACAGCCCGUCACCCCGCUCCGGCUGGGCAUGGCCCUCUCUCCAGCCACAGCCCAGGCUCUGCCCCAGGUCUGGGGCGUGUGGACAGCCGGUCCGCCCGGCCCCGGGACCCACCAGCCUGCUGCAAACCACCACCUCUGCUCUCCAGAGGUCCUCCCCCUUCCCUCCCUUCUCUGCCUGGGGGGCCUUGUCCCAGGGCCGUCCUCACCGUGAUCAUGACUGCCCCGAGCGAGGGCAACCAGGAGGUGGGUCCCGUACCUGCAUCCGCUGCUUCCACCGGAAACCACAGGGGGAGUGACAGACCUCUCACCAAGGAGCAAGCCGAGGCUCGGAGGGUGGAGAGCUUUGAUCGAAGCCACACAACAGCGCUGAGAUGGCAGAGCCAGGACUGGAGCCACCUUGCCCAGCCCAGAGCUGUGCCCUUGGCAAGUUCCAGCACGCGGGCGGAGUGUCCCCUCGGGAUCACUGCACACGGGAGGAGACCCUGCGUGCCCGGAGGCGUGUCCUCUCCGUGGCAGUCGGCCAGGGCUGCCGGGACAAACCAGGCGGCUGUUUCUCCCAGUCCUGGAGGCCGGAAGUCCAAGAUCCAGGGGUCAGCAGGGCUGGUGUCUUCUCAGGCCUCUCUCCUUGGCUUGAGACGGCUGACUUCUCUGCGUCCUUCCUUCUGUGCGUGGCUGUGCCCCAGUCUCACCUUCUAGGACCAGUCAUAGGGGACUAGGGCCACCCGAGUGACUGCAUGUCAACUUCAUCACCUCUGUAAAAACCCUUCUCCAACUGCAGCCACACUCUGAGGUCCUGGGGCGGGGGGUAGGACUUCAUUAUAGUGAGUUGGGGUGCAGGGGGGACACAAUUCAGCCUGCCACAUCAACGCUGGUUCUACUGAGGCCCUCCCAGGGCCCAGCCCUGCAGGCAUUCGCACGGGGCCUCAUGGCGAACCACAGCCCAUGGUUCAAUGAGGAGACUGAGGCCAGGCUGGGGGAGUGACUGGCCCAAGGGGAGUAGCAGAGCCAGGCGUCCUCCUCCAGCGUUUCCUCCGAGCUGCAGCCACACUCCCCGCGUGGGUGUCCCUAAGGCCGCGCUGACCUCUGUGCUGCGGAGGUGGACACCAGGCCCCUGGAGGGGGAGCCUGGCCCAGGCCCAGCAGCCUGAACUGCCUUCCCUGCCAACACCCGCGUCGUGGGAAAGCUGCUCGGGGGGCACGCCUACCAACACUCCAAACCAAUAAAGUUUUCUAUUUUCUUUA